Molecule: messenger RNA, 906 nt
Organism: Pyrus x bretschneideri (Chinese white pear)
Lineage: Eukaryota; Viridiplantae; Streptophyta; Magnoliopsida; Rosales; Rosaceae
Exons: 1
Coding region: 1-906 (301 amino acids)
Molecular function (GO): zinc ion binding; nucleic acid binding
Source: RefSeq, a predicted model, not a curated record
AUGCGCCCUCCUCAGAGGACUCCUCUAGAGACUAUGUACAAUCUGAAGUUGGAUAAGUUUAAGGGCAGUGAGGGGCACGAGGGCGCAGAGUGCUGGCUAGAACACAUAGAGAAGACUUUCCGUGUGCUGCAUAAUCAGGGGAACUUGCCUAUGGAGAGGUGGGUCGAGACGACCGCAUGGUUUCUGGAUACGGAGUCGGCAGCUUGGUGGGAGCAGGAGCUUCGUAGGUUGACUCCGGAUCAGAGGACUGAUUGGAAUGUUUUUACGGAUUUGUUCAGGAGGAGAUAUGUGCCCCCUGAGUACAUCGAUAGAAAGAAGCAAGAGUUUUCCGAUCUGAAACAGCGGAAGAUGUCGGCGAAUGAGUACUAUCGCAAGUUUACGGACUUGUCUCGUUACCAUCCUGAUGUCGCUGGUAACCCGGCGGAGAUGCUCCGUCUUUUCCGUUUGGGCACCAAGAAGAAGUGGCGUUCUAUGGCGUCUACUGUCCACAGCGAGACUUACCGGGACUUCUAUGAGAUACUGUUGAGGAUCGAGGACUCUGCGAAUAUGUCGAGCGACACCGAUGAAGAGAAGGAUGGCAACCAGAAGAAAGAUGACAAAGGCAAAGGUCAGGCAUCGCUCGGGCCCCGUCAGACUCAGAACUUCAAAAGGGGUGGUGCUAGCUCGAGUUCUUCGAGUGGCGGCUUCAGUGCCACUGGACAGGGUCGUGGAGGUAGAUUUUCUGGUGGCGCUAGAGGCCAGAGGCAGGGCGAUGGUGGUCGAGGUAGAGCCCCUAUUUGCCGCAGGUGUAACAACCGGCAUUUCGGUGAGUGUAGACGUGGUAGCAACGGUUGCUUCACAUGUGGACAGGUGGGACAUAGAGUGGCGAAUUGUCCCCAGGGUCAGCAGCAGCAGAAACCACAGUAG